This is a messenger RNA of Labrus mixtus (cuckoo wrasse), 1134 nucleotides long. RefSeq names its product small vasohibin binding protein (gene svbp). NCBI's taxonomy places the organism in Eukaryota, Metazoa, Chordata, Actinopteri, Labriformes, Labridae. The coding region runs from base 169 to 369 and encodes 66 amino acids. Gene Ontology annotation, biological process: negative regulation of protein ubiquitination; protein secretion. The transcript is spliced from 3 exons. Gene Ontology annotation, cellular component: apical part of cell. The record is from RefSeq and is a predicted model, not a curated record.
CACACGCUUGUGCUGCAUACCCGGAUGUGUUUAUCGGUGACACCCGGGUAACAGCUGUUUGAAUCUUGCUUUGCUAGCUGAAUCUUGAGCAAAUAAUUUCUUUUCGGCCUUGAAUACUACACGAAAGUGCGCCAGUACCCGGAGUUAAAAGACUGAAGGACUGUCAGCAUGGAGCCCGCCUGCCGUAAAGACAAACCGAAGCUGAACUCUACCCCGACAAGAGGAGACCGAGCCAAGCAGAAAUCUGCACAACAAGAGCUCAAACAGCGGCAGAGAGCGGAGAUUUAUGCCUUGAACAAGGUGAUGACGGAGUUGGAACAGCAGCAGUUUGAGGCCUUUUGUAAACAGAUGCAGUCGCAAGGAGAAUGACGAGUCCCGCCUUCCUCUCUCCCCUGGACCAGGAGCCAAUCACCUUCUGAGCACACAAUGUACGCACACCGCUACAGACUUACAAUCACACGCUCUCUGAAGUUCAACGGGACAAUUUCACUGACUCAAAAUGUCUGACUCAGCCGCCUGUCUGUGCGAGAGACGACUGAAAGCUUUGUUUGACCAUAUGACCAACAGAAGAUGAAUCACAUAUGUCAUAUGAAUACAUGAUCAGACCUGAGCUUGCAAGCUCCCUUUGUAGUACCCUUAGUAGUGACCUUUAAAUGUACAUUUGUUAAUUUGUAAUUUGAACUAGUCAAACUGAUUAUCAUCUGAACAUAACCCAUUCAGGAGGCAUCGUGUUAUUUGCCUCAGAGUGGUAAAGUAUUCACUGUUCUUCUAAGUCAGAGACCAACCAGUUCAAAGCAGGUUAUGGAGCUCUGGUGUUUUCUUUCUGUUUAUGCAGAAAAAUAUCAAGAUUUGUUACUUUAACUCAUUAAGCCGAGUGAGUAGAUUAGAGCCACAUGAGUAGCUCUACAUGUUGAAAAGAACAAAAACAUGAUACAAACAAUAUAUAAGUCAUUUACAUCAAAACUGUUUUUAAAAUGUGAUAAAAGAGCUGCACAGGUUCUGUACUCGGUUGUAUAUCAGCAGCCACACAAAACUUCAACAAAGAAAACUCCAGCAGCUGAUAUUUGAUUUUAUAUGUCACUCUUGUAUUUCUGCAAAAAUUAAACAAAAUGUUUUUUUUGUCUAUUUAUUAAA